Molecule: messenger RNA, 2568 nt
Organism: Octodon degus (degu)
Lineage: Eukaryota; Metazoa; Chordata; Mammalia; Rodentia; Octodontidae
Gene: Rab7b
Product: RAB7B, member RAS oncogene family
Exons: 6
Coding region: 190-789 (199 amino acids)
Biological process (GO): phagosome-lysosome fusion; endosome to lysosome transport
Cellular component (GO): phagocytic vesicle; lysosome; late endosome
Molecular function (GO): GTPase activity; GTP binding
Source: RefSeq, a predicted model, not a curated record
AAAAGGCAGGAAGGAAGGGCUUUCAGAGGGAAGUGGCCUGGCCCACAGAUUCUUGUAAACUCCCAAAGCCUUUCUCCUCGGGCCUGGCUGGAACUGCCACUCCAAGGAGAGACCUCUGGACCCUGAGAGAACGCCCACCUGCCCGGGGAGGCUGAGCGCAGCGUAGCUACAGCUGCUCUGAGGCCCUUCAUGAAUCCCCAAAAGAAGGUGGACCUGAAACUCAUCAUCGUUGGAGCGCUGGGGGUGGGAAAGACAUCUCUCCUUCACCAAUAUGUGCACAAGAGGUUUUAUGAGGAAUAUCAGACCACGCUGGGGGCCAGCAUCCUCUCCAAGGUUAUCAUCCUGGACGACACCACUUUGAAGCUACAGAUCUGGGACACAGGAGGCCAAGAGCGGUUCCGUUCCAUGGUGUCUACCUUCUACAAGGGCUCCGAUGGCUGCAUCUUGGCUUUUGAUGUCACCGAUCUGGAAUCCUUUGAAGCCCUGGAUGUCUGGCGGGGUGAUGUUCUAGCCAAGAUCAUUCCCAUGGAGCAGUCUUACCCCAUGGUGGUGCUGGGUAACAAAAUUGAUCUGGAAGACAGGAAGGUGCCCCUGGAGAUGGCCCAAGGCUGGUGUGAAGAAAAGGACAUGCCCUACUUUGAAGUCAGUGCCAAGAAUGACAUCAACGUAGUGCAAGCCUUUGAGGUGCUGGCCAGGCAGGCUCUGUUAAGGUACCGAGGCAUCUUGGAGAAUCACCUUGCAGACUCAAUCAAACUCACGCCCAGCCAGGCAAAGAGCCGCUGCUGCUGACGGAGAUUCCCACUCUGCACUCCAGAGACAGAGCCACUGUGGGCCCACGGUCCUGGCCGUCCCGCCUGUCCUCACCCAGCCCAGGAGGCUGGGGCCCUGUGGCCAGAGAGAGCCCUUGAGCAUUGGCUGGGCCCAGAACCAAAGCGCCUGGCCUUGCCUGGGCCUGAGUCCAGCGAGGCCAGGGCUGGGCCUCCAGGGACCCAGAGGAAACCCAGAGAGGCACAGGGGAGUCCCACAAGUGGCUCUGACCAUCAUUAAACACAGUCCUGCUGCAGAACACACACCCCUGCAGAGAGCCCCGUGGCCUCUGGAAUCCUGUGGACUGGCUCCUCCCCUCAUGCCACACAGCUCUGAGCAGGGCACUGCGCAGCCUCCCUCAGCACCUGGGCUGAGGAUCAGGGCCCGGCUCCACCUGGCAGAGGCUGGUGCAGGUGUGUGGGGAGUAGGGGACGUUGCCAUGGACUUGCUCGCUGCUGCCCGCUCUGUGCUCAGGCAGCUGGCAUGUAUCUCUCAAGCCUCAGGUGGCUCAUCUGCCAAACGAGGACUGGAAGCUGUCCUUAAAUCUCACUGCUGCCGCUGCUGUGCACUUGUUUACCCCUUCAGUGGAUAUUCUUGAGUACCAACUAUAUCCUUUGCACUGAGGUCCAAUGAUAAAACAGAAUGGAGCCCCAUCUCUCUCUAAGAGUCUACAACUGCUGAGGAAAAGGCCUCAGACACAGAACCUAAACAGGUGUUUGCCAAGGCCCAGUAGAUGUCAUGAGCAACAGGACAAAGGCAAGGGCUGGGAUGAAGGGGUCGAGGAGGGAUCCCCUGAAGAGGCGGCAUUUGACACCAGGGCUGCAAGAAAAGCACCUCAGAGGGAAAGAAUAGCAGGACAGAGGCCAGGGGCAAGAACCAGCUUGCUGUUCUCUGAGAACAGUGAAGGGAAGUUCAUUCUCCUGAAGUCUCAAAGCUGCAUUCCCAGUGACAGGCAUGGGACUCGGCCCCCAAGAGGAGCUGUGAUGUCCCGGCCACCAGAGGACAGCAGCGCCCCAUUGCCUCCAGGCGAAGAGAGGCUGCUACACCCGCGCUUGAACCUGGUGUCAGGCUCGUGCUGAAAGCAUGUCCCAGCUCUGUGCCUGUUCCACCCAGGUUCAAGAGCCAUGAGAAUUUGAGUUCCUUCAGCUUAGCAAGAAAUGAGCAAAAACUGCAACAUAGGUGAUUUGGGCAAGAAAUCGGAAUCAGAGACAUCCUACAAUUUUUUUUUUUCAUCAGGGAUUGAACUCAGGACCUUGAGCUUGCCAGGCAAGCACUUAUUCCACUGAGCUAUCUCCCCAGCCCCAGAGGCAUCUUAGAAUGAAAAGCCUGAGAGCCACGGAUCCUCUGUCCCUUCAGACUCUGAGGCCACUGCCUGCUUUUUCUUCUGGUUUCAGAGAGUGCAGACAGGGCCAGGCAAAAGAAAAUGGGCAGGCAGAGCUGGGUGCAGUAGCUUUGCCAGCAGGAGCUGUCUGCCUCCUGGCCUAGAAGCUGGGGGAGCAGGAGGGAUCAGCAAGGGGGCUGGGGAGCCCCCACCCAGCUCUGGAGUUUGACCUGACUUGUCCCAGGCACAGUGUGGGGCUGGCAUGGGCCAGGGUGGGCCACAGCACACCAUCCCGGGAUCCCCAGAGGCGAGCCGGGUGUCCUCAUGGGGUUGCAGUCCGCACAUGUGCUGGCCUCCUGGGCGUGUGCACAGCUGCUUAGGCACCACUGUAGACACACAGACCAUCUCUAAUUGGACACCACUAAUAAAUAUGUACUGUG